Molecule: messenger RNA, 984 nt
Organism: Aspergillus calidoustus
Lineage: Eukaryota; Fungi; Ascomycota; Eurotiomycetes; Eurotiales; Aspergillaceae
Source: the annotation of a GenBank genome assembly
AUGGCGGACCUCGCAAAGACUCCCUUUGUCAGGGAGCUUGCUUCAAGCGACAAAAAAAUCCGCGACAAAGCCACCGAUUCCCUUGCCCUCUUCCUCCGCUCAAAAACCGACCUGUCCCUCCUUGAACUCCUCAAACUCUGGAAAGGUCUUUUCUUCUGCUUCUACCACUCCGACCGCCCCCUCACGCAACAAGCCCUCGCGCGCAACCUCUCGUACUCGCUCGUCCCCUCGCUCCCCCGCUCAACAGUCCACCGGUUCCUGCGCGCAUUCUGGAUUACCAUUGGACGCGAGUUCCACUCGAUUGACCGACUCCGUCUGGACAAGUACCUCCUCUUGAUCCGUUCAUACGUCGGCGUUGCGUUCCAGAUUUUCCUCAAGGACAAAUCUCCCCUCACUCAAGCGAACGGGGACGCGAGCACAAAGAAGCGGAAGAGGGAGGAAUCGGCCAAGGAUAAGAAGCGCUCAAAGUCGAAGUCAAAGAACGGCAAAAUGAAUGCACAGGAGGCCGAUGAUGAACAAACACAAACAGACGCGCAAACACAGUCCUCAAGCGACGACAACAGCGACGCCUGGACCGGCCUAAAAACCUACCUCGAUAUCAUAUCGGAAGGCCCCCUCAACCCGCUAAACUUCGACCCCAACCAGCCCGCCCUCGAUGAGAAGAACGGCAUCAUCCCCAUGCCGCACGGCCCCGACGGAUUACGCUACCAUAUCCUAGAUCUCUGGAUCGACGAGUUGGAAAAGGUUCUCGAGUUCGAUGAUGAGGGGAAACCCGUUGGCGAGGUUCCGAUCGAUUUGUUGCUCGCGCCUGUUGAGAGGUUGAAGAAGGAAGGGCUGCAUAAGCCUGUUCGGACUAGGGCUGCGGAGACGCUGGGCGAUGAGAGGUUGGUGAAGUGGGGCCUUAGAGAGGGGGUUCUUGUGGGUAAGGAUAAGGAGGAUGAAGAGAGUAGUGAGGAGGAGUGGGGUGGUUUUGGGGAUGAUUGA